AUGGCCUUGUCGCCAUUGGCGAGAGCAGCCACAAACCAGAUCAACACCCGUGACCAGCCUGCUUCUCUACCACAUGUAGCAUCCAUCCAAUACUCUGGCUCGGGCUGUCCGUCCAGCGCGCCAGGCGUCGAUCAGCUUGGGUCCUGGAACGACCUCGCCUUCCGGCUCAACAACUAUGAGAUCUCGCUGCCCAACGCAGCGGACAGCACAGCGAACUGUGAGGUCCACCUACAGGUCACCGGCUGCUCUGCGGGUUGGCAACUCGGCAUCAAGGAGGUGUAUGUGAAGGGGCAUCUAGUCCUAGAUCCCGGUGCGGAGGUGGAUUUCUACGUAACGACCUUCUGGAGCCAGAAUGCCGGCACAACUUCAACUGUCAGAGGGACCAUCGAGAACAGUGGUGCCACCCGGACCGACCAGAUCGCUACUGCUCAUGCCAGCAUCCCCAACUCGAGAAUCGUGUGGUCGCCCUGCAGUUCAGCUUCGGGCGAUAUUGGUACCCUAAACGUCAACUUCCGAGCGGCGCUCCAGGCAGACGGAAACCAGUACGGAUACUUCGGCAAGGGUAGUGAUACUACAGCUACCGAGAGCUGGGGAUAUGUUUGGAGAAGGUGUUAA
This is a messenger RNA of Truncatella angustata, 615 nucleotides long. RefSeq lists its product as uncharacterized. The transcript is spliced from 2 exons. The record is from RefSeq and is a predicted model, not a curated record. Lineage: Eukaryota; Fungi; Ascomycota; Sordariomycetes; Amphisphaeriales; Sporocadaceae. The coding region runs from base 1 to 615 and encodes 204 amino acids.